Anneissia japonica is the source of this 1100-nucleotide messenger RNA. Its product is annotated as phosphatidylinositol phosphatase PTPRQ-like. The annotation marks the transcript as partial. Gene Ontology annotation, molecular function: protein binding. The transcript has 6 exons. Lineage: Eukaryota; Metazoa; Echinodermata; Crinoidea; Comatulida; Comatulidae. The record is from RefSeq and is a predicted model, not a curated record.
UUCCAGAGAGAGUUGAAAAUUUUGACGUCCAGGGAUCAAAAUUGGUGUGGGACAGACCUCAACCUUUGACCUGUGACAUUUUAAAUUACCAUAUUAAUUUAAGUUUGACUGAAAAGGAUCAGUGUCAACAAGUUUAUAGAAAUGAACAAUUUACUACAGAAGAUGCUGAAAUAAAUUUAUCAGAAUUGGAACCAUAUUCAACACAUCAAGUCACUAUUAGCGCUGAAACAGAUGCAGGACUUGGUCUGGAAACUACUCAUGAAUUUGGAACUCCUGAAAAAGUUCCUAAACGUGGUCCAAAAGAAGUUAACAUUACUGCUGUGUCAGCCACAGGAGCCAGCUUUGCAUGGUCUGAAAUAGAAUGUGGCUAUAGAAGAGGUCGCAUCAGAGGCUACAAAUUUAGCUUGCAAAAUACAGAUGGCAAAGAACUUAUCACUAAUGAGACAAGUGAGCUUCAGUGUGAAUUUAACAAUCUUAAUCCAUUUACUGACUACAUUUUCAGUGUAAAAGGUUUCAAUUCCAAAGGUGAUGGAAAAAGCCAAGAAAUACAUGUAACAACGAAUGAGUCAAUUCCUUCUGAUGUAAGGAAUAUUGAGAUCCGUAAUACAGAUACCAAGUCAUUUCGAAUUAAAUGGUCAAGACCAAAGCCACCCAAUGGAAUAGUUGUCAUGUACCAGAUCAAUUACACAGUAAUGGAUGGAUUUGAAAAUGACCACAUGUCAGUCAUAUAUGAUGUACCUGAUGGAGAGAGGGACAAAAUUGAUUUCAUUACCACUAUUGAAGACCUUCGGCCAAAUACUAAUUACUCUGUUCAGCUAAAGCUGAGCAAAGGAUACCACUAUGUUAUUGAUAACCAAUAUACACGUUUAUCUCUUGCGUACAAAACACAAGCUGCUGCUUUUACUUCAGUUGGAAUUGGACCGUGGAGUGAUGAAUUUUAUGUUUUCACAACUACCGGUAAACCAGGCCCUGUUGACAAUUUACUUGUUGAAUAUGCUACAGAAACAGAUUUACAUAUGACAUGGGAACAACCUCUGAACCCAAAUGGGGUCGUUACCAACUAUCAUGUGAGUUCUUGGCAUGAACAAUUUAGAAAAUAA